This is a messenger RNA of Camellia sinensis, 552 nucleotides long. The record is from RefSeq and is a predicted model, not a curated record. NCBI's taxonomy places the organism in Eukaryota, Viridiplantae, Streptophyta, Magnoliopsida, Ericales, Theaceae.
AUGCAGGGGCAAGCUGGAAGAGCUGCUGGCGAGAGAUUUGAAGGGGGUUGGCAACCGAUGUUUUAUAGAGGGAGAGCUGCUGGUCCUAGACGAAGUGGUCCAGGCUUGAAGCUGUUUUCCAUUUUUGUUGACAACCUCCCGUAUGAUAUGGAUCCUAAAGGCAUGUUUAUUAUGUUCUCUAAGUUUGGAGUGGUGAAGCAUGCCUACAUAUCAUUUAAGCGCAACAAAGUGGGAACAAGGUUUGGGUUUGUCCGGUACGAGUGUGUAGUGGCAGCAAAGAUGGCGAUCCAGAAGGCAAAUGGGGUCUGGUGUGGCAAGAAACAACUGAAGGUAAAGUUUGCAGACUAUGAUAAUGAGAAGACUUAUCAGAGAUCGGUGUCUGGAGAAGCUCAUGAGAAACGUCUAAGAAUGGAAGGCGUAGUAGGGGAUGGCGGUAAACCAAAUGCAUCCAAUGUGCCUGUCCGAAAAGGCAUUGCGGUGAGUACAUGUAGAGGAACAAAAUCGUAUGCAGAUAUAGUGAAGGAAGGGGGGGUGAGGCGGAUAAGCUGUUAA